Saccostrea echinata is the source of this 1726-nucleotide messenger RNA. RefSeq names its product caspase-3-like. Lineage: Eukaryota; Metazoa; Mollusca; Bivalvia; Ostreida; Ostreidae. The record is from RefSeq and is a predicted model, not a curated record. The transcript is spliced from 5 exons. Gene Ontology annotation, biological process: proteolysis. Bases 85 to 1050 code for a protein of 321 amino acids. Gene Ontology annotation, molecular function: cysteine-type endopeptidase activity.
GUUAUUCGGAAUACCCUAAAUGGCUGUAGCAAAACGAAAGUAAAUACCUGUGCCAUAGUUUUGACAGGGAAACGACCUUGAAGGAUGAACGAGACAGAUAAUGAAAGGUAUGAGUCAAAAACCUACAAAACAACGCCUGGUAAAAAUGGUAUCAUCUGUAGACCUGUAAUUGUGGACAUCAGAAAGACCCACUUCGGUAGGGAACCUCAGAAGAGACCUUCAGCAUCUCGGGACAUUGAUCUACUGAAGAAGACGUUCAAUAAGUUACCUUGGUUUCAUCCAGAACCAUAUAUAAUUAAUGAUGAGAAUUCUGUUAACGAACAUGAUCCUUUGUACUCCACAGACAAUUUAAAGAAGGAAUUGAAAAACAUUGCCAGUAAUGAAGAUAUAACCAAACAUGCAGAAAUGUUCGUGUGUGUGGUGUUGGCGUUUGGAGAGUCGGGGUAUUUCUAUUUACCCAAUGAUCCAAUAAAUGACCAGAUAAGAAGUAAUAAACCUCCAAAAUUCUCUGUCAAUGAUCUGCUGUGGUUCUUUAAAGGACUCUUCUGCCCGAAUUUGAUCCUGAAGCCAAAAGUUUUCCUUAUACAGACAUGCAACCCUUUCCUUGUCAAGAAAAAUAAAGCCUUUUUUUCUGGAGAAGAAGAAGAAGAACCAUCCCGAAUACAGAGGACACCGAUAGAAGCAGACAUACUUGUCUAUCAGUCCAUAGUAUCUGGUGGAUAUACUGACAGAAUGAAACCAGAAACAAAGAGAGGCCUAGGAGAGUACAUUGACCACAUAGGAAAUACUGAUGGUCAGUCGGCCUGCCAGUUUGUGUACGCCCUCUAUAAGGAGGUCACAGCUCUCACUGACAAAGAGGGGGAGUUUGAACUGAACGAUCUUAUCCUGAAUGUAAAUAGGUCACUAGAGGACUUUAUCAAGAAGGAACAUUAUAAAUCUGAUGAACGAGACAAACCGUGGAAACAAGGACCUCCAGAGGUUCCUGUAUGUAUAGAUCAGCUGACUAAGAAACUGGUGCUAAAGACACGACAAUCAAACCCUGGCAUAUAAAACUCCCAGAAUUCCUAGUGUGUAUGGAUCAACUUACCAAAAACUUGUGGUAAAGACACAAAAAAAUGUAUUUUUACACCGAUAUAUAAACUAUAUAUCAUGACAAACAGAGCAGCUAAUGGAGUAAAUACUACUUACACUUGCCAAAUGCUACAAGAACUCAAAACAGCCCAUGACAAUCCAUUCUCAGCAAACCGAGAUGUCAAUAUUGCGUUCAGACCCCACUUUUUAUGGCUUGAUAUCUAAAUUUGACAGAUAGAGUUCUAAUCUGAAGAAAAUAUUGUAGACUUACUAUAUUCAUUUUUUAAGCUUUAUUUUUUAUUCAUAUUUAUGUUUUUUUUUUUGUUUUUUUUUUUUUUUUUUUUUUUUUUUUUUUUUAUAUGUGUAUGAAACAGUGAUAGUACUGACAACCUUUCUCAACAUAAUAUUUUUCGGAUACAAACACUAUCUUGAUAUUGUUACAUUGUGUACCAAAUAUUCCUUUUCCAUUUAUGCAACAAUUUCAUUCUAUCAGGACAAAAAGAAACUUUUUGAAAAAGCAAAGUUUAAAUUGCUCAUCAAUAGUUUGUAGUUAAUCUUUUCAUGUGUUUUUUGACAGUUUCAUGCAUUCAGAAAGGAAUAUUUGUUGUAAAGUGAUUAAAUUUGAUUUUACAGAAUUUUUUAAAUUUUUAGUAAU